Molecule: messenger RNA, 3393 nt
Organism: Emericellopsis cladophorae
Lineage: Eukaryota; Fungi; Ascomycota; Sordariomycetes; Hypocreales; Bionectriaceae
Exons: 8
Coding region: 1-3393 (1130 amino acids)
Source: RefSeq, a predicted model, not a curated record
AUGGCCGGACGCGUGCGCCAGCCCAUCGAUCAACGGGCUUUUGAAAAGUACCUCGUCGACAAUGUCCCCGCUGUCAAGACGCCAAUUGAGCUGAAGCAGUUUGGCUUUGGCCAGUCCAACCCGACAUACCAAGUCAUCGCCGCCGAUGGCCAGAAAUUCGUCAUGCGCAAGAAGCCCCCCGGCAAGCUCAUCUCCAAGACCGCCCACAAGGUCGAGCGCGAGUACCGCGUGCUCCACGCUCUCGAGAACACGGACGUGGCCGUGCCCAAGACAUACUGUCUCUGCGAGGACGACAGCGUGAUCGGGACGCCCUUUUACGUCAUGGAGUUUCUGGACGGGCGCAUCUUUGAGGACUUUACCAUGCCGGGCGUCAGCGCCGAGGAGAGGUCCCAGCUCUGGCGGGAGGCUGUCCGCACGCUGGCGCGCUUCCACGCCGUGGACUACAAAAAGGUCGGCCUGGAGAAGUUUGGCAAGCCCGUGGGGUUCUACAACCGACAGAUCGAGACGUGGACGACCAUUUGCUCGAAUCAAGCCAAGGCGGUCGACAUUGAGACCAAGGAGCCCGUCGGGCAGCUACCGCACUUUGAGGAGCUGGUGCGGUUCUUCAAGAACGAGAAGCUGCAGCCGCGGGAUCGAGCCACCCUCGUCCAUGGAGACUACAAGAUUGACAACCUGGUCUUUCACAAGACGGAGCCGCGCGUGAUUGGCAUCUUGGACUGGGAAAUGUCCACCGUCGGUCACCCGCUCUCCGACCUGUGCAACUUUAUGACCAACUUUUACUCCGCGCAGUACUCUGGCGCCUCCACCCACGACGCCUCGGGUUUCCUUCCCGGGCGCACGCCUGGCCUCCCCCAGCCGGACCAGAUCGUCGCGUGGUACCGCGAGGAAGCCGCGCAGGCGGCCGGCACGGGCGAGCGCUGGGACCCGACACCCGACGAGCUGGGCUGGGGCAUGGCGUUCAAUAUCUGGAAGCUCGCGGGUGUCUGCCAGGGCAUCGCGGCGCGGUACGCGGCGCGGCAGGCGAGCAGUGAGCAGGCCAAGCACCACGCCGCGACGAGGACGCCCUUGGCCAAGUUUGCCUGGGAGCUGGCGCAGAAGUCCAGGAAGGGGGAGAGUGCGAGAUACCUAGGGAGGAGUUUCAGUGGCCUCGGCCGCUACAAUGCCUGGCUGGCCCCUAGCCUAGGGCCUAGGGAUUCUGGCCGCAUGUCCGGCCGCCAGAGGCGCGUCGUGCUAGCUGCACCGACAGACGAGCGCCGCCCCUUGCUGAGCAGGCUGUACACGGAUCACGGCGAGAAUGGCGACCCCAUAUACAGCUGCAGGACGGACCCUCAUAGCCACCUGCCCGUCUACACGACGAUUCACCGGAUACGACGCGACAUUAUCAGCGUCGUCGAGGACUACAUCAGUCUGAAGCAGCUCACCGACGUCAGGAUCAACGUGACCGUGGUGAGGCCCCUCGUGGAUAAGUUCUACGAGCUGGACGACAUCUCCAUCGUGUACUGCCUGCUGGUCAACAGGGCCAACUUUCUCGACGAGCAGGCGCAUCUCACCAACAGGCAGAAUGUGAGCUGGACGCGCGCCACCCUGUGCGAGCUCAUCGCCACCCGCAUUCUCCGACGCUUUAACGAAGACCACGAGGGGAGCGAGGGCCUUUUGCUCCUGGCGCACAUCCUCGUGGCUGGAUUCGAACCCUUUCAGGGCGCACCGCCGUCCGUGCGCGAGGAGGCCGAGCGCAAGACGGCCUGGACGCACCAGAGGACGCUGCCGUCUCUCGAGGUGGCGAUCCUGACGGAGAGCAAGCACUUUCUCAGCUCGACCACGUGCCAAAAGGUCGUCAACGCCAUCUACGAGGGCCGGAUCGUGUACACACCGUCGACGAUCUGGGACAUCAUCCCCGAUCACUACAAGCUCAAGCCCAUCUCGCUGUAUGAACCGCGGGACUCGCCCCUCCUUAACCAGUACAGACUCAUCGUGCCUCGCACGCGGAAUAUCCUCGAGGCGACGCAGUUUGCGAUCCUCCUGGGGUUGUAUGUUGGUGUCAUGGUAGCUCGGGACAAGUACGAGAUCACCCUCCUCGAGUCUGUCUUUGCUGUGUACGCCUUCGGCUGGGGCCUGGAUCAGUUUGCGACUCUCCUCGCACAUGGAUGGAACGUAUACACGCAAAAUCUUUGGUCCUUCCUGGAUGUAGCGUUCAUCGUCAUCUACGUCGUAUACAUCAUACUGCGCUUCCACGGGUGGCGCAUAGACGAGCUUGGCCCGGCCGAACAAGCAUUUGACGUGCUAGCCCUGGCGGCGCCGGUUGUCAUUCCACGACUCGCCUUCACACUGCUGUCGGAUAACCUCAUAUUCCUGUCACUGCGGUCGAUGAUGGCGGAUUUCUUUGCCCUCACCGCGCUGAGUGCCUGGUGCUUCUUUGGCUUCCUGCUCGCGCUCUUGUGGCUGGGCGAGGGCGCACAUCCUUGGGUGACGAUAUCGGAAUGGAUGAUAUACAUAUGGUUUGGGUUGGACGGCACUGGUAUCCGGCGCUCUUCUGAGUUCCACAAGAUUUUGGGGCCGAGCCUCAUGGUGGCCUUUGCCUUCCUGGGCAACACCCUCUUCCUGACCAUUCUUGUAUCAAUGUUGUCGAAUACGUUCAGCAACAUAUCCUCCAAUGCCGUGGCCGAGAUGCAGUUCCGCAAAGCUGUCCUCACCCUGGAAGGCGUCAAGGCCGAUGCCGUCUUUGCGUACCAGCCGCCCUUCAACAUCCUGGCCGUCUUCGUUCUCCUGCCACUCAAGUUUGUGGUCAGUCCGCGCUGGUUCCACAAGAUCCACGUAGCUACCGUCAAGGCUAUCAACCUCCCGGUGCUGCUCGUCAUUGCCGUGGCGGAGCGGCGUUUGCUGUGGCCCAGUCGAGGCAAAAGGGGGACAUCCGACAAGUCCAUAUUCCGCAAGGUGUGGAACCUGUCCGGCAAGGAGAGUCUCAAGGCGGUUUUUCAGCUCGCUCCGCCAGAGGAUGUGUUUGAGGAUAUUGCUGUGGACGACGACAUGACGCGGCAUCUCAUCCGCCGACAGUUCACCCGCCAAACGACGAGCGAGCACAGCAAUGACGUUCCAAAGGGGCAGACCCCUUCUAGACGAGAUUCGACAUUCCCGGGGAUACGAAGAAAGCUUCGGGGCUCGUUUGCGGAGACGGAAGACUUCGACGGGGUUGCCACUCGCUUGGACGGCAUGGAGAAGUCCAUCGCUCGGAUGGAGGCGCUGAUAACCAAGAUGCUCCCGCCAGGUGAGGUUGCGUCUGAUGAUCACGACGACGAUUCAACGGGGGAGGGUAGCAGUACCCUGAGGGAUACAGCAGGGUUCUCGGUGGAAGACUCGUUCAAGGGUGUCACACAGACCGGGGAGGUUGAUUCGUGA